Molecule: messenger RNA, 1752 nt
Organism: Chinchilla lanigera (long-tailed chinchilla)
Lineage: Eukaryota; Metazoa; Chordata; Mammalia; Rodentia; Chinchillidae
Gene: Selenbp1
Product: selenium binding protein 1
Exons: 12
Coding region: 101-1516 (471 amino acids)
Molecular function (GO): selenium binding
Source: RefSeq, a predicted model, not a curated record
GCACAGUCUGCCUGACGCCAGUACAGAUCCCUUCUUGCCUUGCCUCGCCUCUGCCCAUUCCUGGCCACCUCAUCAGGACCAAAGUGUAGCUGCUAGCAGCAUGGCUACGAAGUGUAAGUGUGGCCCUGGCUACCCUAGCCCUCUGGAGGCCAUGAAAGGACCCCGGGAGCAGAUUAUCUACCUGCCCUGCAUUUACCGAAACACAGGCAUCGAGGCCCCAGAUUAUCUGGCCACUGUGGAUGUUGACCCCAAGUCUCCCCAGUAUUGCCAGGUCAUCCACCGGCUGCCCAUGCCCUACCUGAAGGACGAGCUACAUCACUCAGGAUGGAACACCUGCAGCAGCUGCUUUGGGGACAGCACCAAGUCGCGCACCAAGCUGAUGCUGCCCUGUCUCAUCUCCUCUCGCAUCUACGUGGUAGAUGUGGGCACUCAGCCCCGUGCCCCAAAGCUGCACAAGGUCAUCGAGCCCCAGGAGGUCUAUGCCAAGUGCAGCCUGGGCAAUCUCCACACCAGCCACUGCCUGGCCACUGGGGAAGUGAUGAUCAGCUCUCUGGGAGACCCCAACGGCAAUGCCAAAGGCGGUUUUGUGCUGCUGGAUGGGGAGACCUUUCAGGUGAAGGGGACAUGGGAGCAGCCUGGGGGUGCUGCACCCAUGGGCUAUGACUUCUGGUACCAGCCUCGACACAAUGUCAUGGUCAGCACAGAAUGGGCAGCUCCCAAUGUCUUCAAAGAUGGUUUCAACCCUGCUCAUGUGAAGGAAGGGCUGUAUGGGAAAAACAUACACAUAUGGGACUGGCAGCGCCAUGAGCUCAAACAGACCCUGACCAUAGAGGACGGGCUCAUUCCCCUGGAGAUCCGCUUCCUGCAUGACCCCGAUGCCAUUGAGGGCUUUGUGGGCUGUGCUCUCAGCUCCAACAUCCAGCGUUUCUACCAGAACGAGAAAGCUACCUGGUCAGUGGAAAAAGUGAUCCAGGUGCCUCCCAAGAAAGUGAAGGGCUGGAUGCUGCCCGAAAUGCCAGGCUUGAUCACUGACAUCCUGCUGUCCCUGGACGACCGCUUCCUCUACUUCAGCAACUGGGUGCAUGGGGACGUGCGACAGUAUGACAUCUCUGACCCACGGAGGCCCCGCCUCACUGGACAGAUCUUCCUGGGAGGCAGCAUUGUUAAGGGAGGACCCGUGCAAGUGCUGGAGGACCAGGAGCUAAACUGUCAGCCAGAGCCCCUGGUAGUCAAGGGAAAACGGGUCGCUGGAGGCCCUCAGAUGAUCCAGCUUAGCCUUGAUGGGAAGCGUCUCUAUGUCACCACAUCACUGUACAGUGGCUGGGACAAGCAGUUUUACCCUGAUCUCAUCAGAGAAGGCUCAGUGAUACUGCAGGUCGAUGUAGACACAGAGAAGGGAGGGCUGAAGCUGAACCCUGACUUCCUGGUGGACUUUGGGAAGGAGCCUCUCGGCCCAGCCCUGGCCCAUGAGAUGCGCUACCCAGGGGGUGACUGCACCUCUGACAUCUGGACCUGAAGUCCACCCCUCAGAACCGGCCUCCACGCUCUGAGCCCUUACUUUCCAGGGGCCUGGCUUCACUCUGCUUUCUCCUGUCCCUGACCCACGGAAGUUUGUCCCGCUAAAGCCAACUGAGACCACUGAAACAAACUAGUGGCAUUUCCUUUUCUUGACCACUAAUGCUUGUAGCUCACUGUUCCGAUUUUUAUAUAAGUUCUGAAAGUAGCAAGAAAUAAACUAGUGAAUUAUUCUCA